AUGCCACGAAAGGACAGAGACGUGUGGGACCCGCCGGAGGACCUCAAGCCGGUGGAGGCGCCGCCGUCGGCGUUCAUGCAGCACUUCCAGGACCGCGCCGUGAGGGUUGGGAAGGACGGCAGCAACGCGCAGCUCGUACGGAUGAAGCAGACAAAGCCCAUUCGCUGGUCGAACGGCAAGAAAAACGAUGACGCCUCGGCACCGCCGCCGGGCGCACUGGCUAAGAACGCCCUGCGUGCGCUGCCAAGGAAUAGAAAAAACGUAGGUGGCAUUGUUGCGCCCGAUGAGGUGUGCGCGAGGGAGCCACAGCAGCCGCUGCGUGCCCCUCACACCAACGGCUCAGGCAAUGGCAGCAACAGCAGUAACAGUUGGGGACGACUAUAUGGGGCACAGUCGCCUAGCGGUGCCUGCAACAACAAUAGGGGCACACGGAAUCCACCCAUGCCUGUGAUUGAGCUUUCACCAGAGAGGAACAUUAACUUGCGCAAGGCAGCUGGGUCUGAAAUGACAUACACACCCUCUAUUCCAUUAGACACUCCACUGCCAGACAGAGGCAUGGAUUCACCAGAUGUUCUCACCAUUGAACCCGUGCAAAAGUUGAAGCCGGUCGGUGCGUUUCCCCUUGCAUACCUCUCACCGGACACGGUGGAUGAGGUGCAUACACUAGAUGGCUUGCGGAAGCCCUUAUCUCGUCUACCUCCGCGCAAGAUCACCCUUAAUAGUGAGUCGUGCAUGCCUAAACCAACGAUGGCGAAGCAAUCCCCUUGCACACUUCUCAAGGAAUGCAGUGACGGCAGCAAAUCUCCUCGUGCGGUUCAGGCAGACAACGGCGCUUCAUCUGAACGGAGUGGGGAUGAUAGUAAUUUGGAAGCAGUGGACGACUACGAAGACGACGCGCCGGAGAUCCCGCUGUACCAGCCGAUCGGGUUGUUUCUGCACCCCCCAUCUACCGCUCCAAAGGGCAGAUGCAAACCGUCCGCUAAGGCUAAGAAACCAACCGCAACUGGCGUCAUGAGACCGUCGAGCGAUGAUGGUCCCUGUAGUCGCAACAGAAAGGUGUCAACAGGUCGUUCGCUUCGCAACGCCAUGUCAAACUCGGCGCCCCUGUCGGGAUCAGCUCCGCAGCCACCACGGCUCCGACCGCUGCCCCAGAUACAGGCUAUGGGCACGUCAACAACCAGCAGCACUGCCGGCACGGACACAAGAGAGAAUGAAGAUGAAACAGGGAAAAAGAAACCCAUAAAGUACAAAUCACACGGCUUGAAAGACUACAAGAUCAUGAUGGAGCAAGUGGCGAACCAAAAACUUGGAGGUCUGGGGCCUGCAGACACCGACGAACAGCGUCAAGCAAGGGAGCGAAUGCAGCGGCAACGGCAGUAUGGCCAACAGGUUGAGAAGCAGGCCUCGGAGAUGAUACGGGAAAAGCUACAGCAGCAACAGCAGCCAAACAGUGGACGGGGCACUGCCACAAGUGACAGCCCUGGGUCCAUACAGCAGCCACCACCACCUGAGCGGAUUCAGGCACAGGAGCGACGGGCACGGGCGUUGGAGUACGCCCGCAACCUGCCGAGACCAGAGCCUUCUGCAGGGAAGAGGCCGCACGACGAUGAUGACUCUCCGUCGUCAGAGGGGCGCGCCAUGCGCUGGCGCACACCACAGGACGAGGCGGCGUGGCUUCGCGAAAAACGUCUGGUGGAACUGGAGACCAAGCACCGCAUUGACCGGGAGCGGGUGGCGGCCGUCAAGCGGCAGCUAGGAUACUGA
Messenger RNA from Trypanosoma grayi, 1764 nucleotides. RefSeq lists its product as hypothetical. The transcript has a single exon. Bases 1 to 1764 code for a protein of 587 amino acids. NCBI's taxonomy places the organism in Eukaryota, Euglenozoa, Kinetoplastea, Trypanosomatida, Trypanosomatidae. The record is from RefSeq and is a predicted model, not a curated record.